AUGGCAGUCCGUCCAGAAAGUGUCGAGGACUGGUUCCACUUCGUCCCAGCUUUGCUCGACAAUGAGGGUUGGCAGAUUGUGUGUGACAGUUCUGCCGGCAGGUUGUUGCACCAAAACUGCCCGUGGGGUGGACAUCUCGUCAGGUUCUCGUUGAAGGACAUCGAAGUCCACAGCCCGCCUGCGGACACCUCGUACCUCUUCGUGCGACCGGAGACGCGUGUGUGGGCAAAGUGUACUUAUCAAGGGCUCAACGAGGAGUUAACCGAGGUGGUGCAGCAUUUGGCGCCCGGCCAUGCCGUGGUGCGCAGGCGCUCGUCGUGGAGGUUCAAUCGGCAGUGUGCCGUCUUCUUCCUUCUGCUCAGCAACAGGAUUCCCAGCACGGAGAUGCCUGGUGACGUAUGCUGGAUGGUUCGGAGGAACUACCCGCAUCGCGGCGACAGCGCCUUUUUGGCGAAAUGUUUGGCGGAACAACUGGAGGUUCUCGUUGUGGGCAGGCCACAGGGUCCCGGCACGUUUGCACUUGACUGGGUGUUGCGGGUGCUCUCGGUGCCAAUGUGGGCAUCCGUGCACUUCGAGAGCCUGCUUCAGUCAGCGAGGGACUGCACACAGUGGUUCGUGAACCGACCUGCCGUUGCUGAGAUGCGCAGGAGGGACAUGCAGUGCUAUGCCAUUCUCACCAUCCAAAGCUGGCGCCGGGGUCGACCUCUGAUUCCGGCAGGACUUGGAGAAGAGGACAUUACGACCGUUACGAUUGAUGCCGGUCGGCGAGAUGGGCUCACGUCGUGGGUCCGCUAUGACCCUCGAAUGGUCCGCAGCGGCCGCUUUCUGCUCUCGGAGUAUCUCACGUUGUUCCUGCAGAGGAUUGGUGAGCAAGCCACCUUCUAUCAGUCCCUGGAUGGGCAGGAGCUGCUGCCGUACCAGUGCGCCAUUGCACGGGAAGAUUGGGACCGUCUGCGUCCGCGCUUUCACCGU
Symbiodinium necroappetens is the source of this 972-nucleotide messenger RNA. Lineage: Eukaryota; Dinophyceae; Suessiales; Symbiodiniaceae. The record is from the annotation of a GenBank genome assembly.